ACUCAACGAGGAUCGCGAUGGCGUCGGCAGCGACGGACGCGACUCCGGCCACGCCGAGCCGGCACGAGAAGAGCCUGGGACUGCUCACCGCCAAGUUCGUGUCGCUGCUGCAAGAGGCGCCGGACGGAGUGCUCGACCUCAAAGUGGCAGCAGAUACCCUUGCCGUACGACAGAAACGGCGAAUAUACGACAUCACCAACGUGCUGGAGGGCAUCGGCCUCAUUGAGAAGAAGUCCAAGAACAGCAUCCAGUGGAAGGGGGUGGGACCCGGAGCGAACACGCGGGAGAUCUCCGAUCGGCUCGUGGAGAUCAAGGAAGAGCUCGAAGAUCUGGAGCGACGCGAGAGGGAGCUGGAUCAGCAGCGCCUGUGGGUGCAGCAGAGCAUUCGCAACGUCACGGAGGACUCUGACAACAGCAAGUCCGCGUUCCUCACCCAUGAAGAUCUCUGCAAAUGCUUCAAAGGUGACACGCUGCUGGUGAUCAAAGCUCCUGCUGGGACCCACCUGGAAGUUCCGGUCCCCGAGUCGAGCUCUAAUGGCAACAGAAAGUACCAGAUCCACCUGAAGAGCCAGUCUGGACCGAUCAACGUUCUGCUGGUCAACAAGGAGUCGUCGUGCAGCCCGGUGGUGGUUCCCGUGCCUCCCCCGGACGACAUGGUGCAACCCACGCGGCACCUCCCGCCCCUCCCUCAGCGGCCCAACCCUCCCAUGCCGACAGACGGACUUCUCGCAGGGAGCCUGACGCUGAGCGACCCCCCGUCGCCGAUGAGGGGGCAGGCAAUGUGCACCCAGAGUCCGGAGAGUCAUGCCCUCUCUGGAGAAGCGCAAGGCAAGCCGCAACCCCUGCACCUGGCGCUGGAGCCCAUCAAGGCGCAGACGGUGGAAGGUCUGCAGCUGCCUAAAGAUAUAUUCGAGCCGUCAAAAGCGGGAGAUUUCAUUGAUGAGCUCAUGUAUUCGGACGUGUUCACGCCACUGCUCCGAUUGUCUCCCCCUCCUGCGGACCACGACUACUACUUCAACCUGGACGAGACUGAGGGCGUUUGUGACCUCUUUGACGUGCCGAUCCUGGGAAUCUGACGCUCAGUGCCGUCGGCCGUUUGAAGGUUUUCCCAAGGCGCACCUCGAUCCUGAUUUCCACGUGCGUACGCUCUUCCCACCCUUCUCUCCUCUUCAAAGCGUGAGACAGGAUGGACUGAGCGAAAUAAAACGGUGACAUUGAGAGACUCGGAACAGAUUCUCAGUCCUGCCAAAAUGUUUUUGAUCGAAGUGCCUUUACCAAGACUACUGCCCUUCCUACUGCCCUAAACGGUCUCGGUCCACACAUUAUGUUAUGAUUUCUAAGUCCCAUUUUUCAGAAUGAAAAGAGGUUUCACUUGUUGCAGAGGCCUUAAAACAUGGCAUGGAAUUGCCAGUUCCAAAGGUUUUCUUUACAGGGUACGGAUUUUCAGACAGUUCUUAGAGACUGGAUUUUGUUGGUCUCCAAGAAUCGUAGAUCAAAUAAACUGUAAAGUCACCUAUGAGUGAACAGUGUGGCCAGAUGUUUGAGCUCGACUUUCACGUGCCAAAUUGAAACAGAAGGAAACGGUCAGUCCCGAUGUUUUCUUAAUUUUUGUCAUGUUGGUGUGAUGUAACCUUGCUAUAAACAUUGCAGGCUUAAAUUUGGAACCACAUUAAAAGUAGGAACCGGGAAUUGGAAAUGUUUUCGCAUCAUUGUGAUGAGAUUUAACAUUGUGUGCCCUUAUUGUGGAUGGGACUAUUCAUGGCAUUGAAUAGACCAUGGAAACUGAUGUACAUUUUAUUACGGCAACAAAAAGUAUGCUUAAUUUACUGCUUACUAUGGGAAAUUGUGUUCUUAGAGGUCUCUGUAUUUUGGUCGUUGAAUAUUUUUGUUUGUACAUUUUGUCGACAUCGGUUGCAAAAAAAUAAGCGGCAGAAAUAUUUCACAGCAGGGAUAUGGGGGGGGGGGGUAAGUACAGGGCAUCUGUGAGAUUAUUGCGUUAAUACAACAAAAAGGUUAACCGAGUUGAGCGUGGUUAGAAGUGUUGUUCAGAUGUCUUGUAGUUGCUCAGUCCUAAGUUUUGAGAUCACUUAUUUUCCCCCGGGACCUCCUACUGGCCCAGCGGUUUGAUUGUUGGGGGGGGGGGGGGGGGCGGUUCUGCCUCUGUCGGACACCUUGUUUUGUGACUCGGCAAGAUCAAUGUUUGAGAGCGAGUCAACAGGCACAGGCCCCGUUCAUUACUUGCUUGCUCAUGACGCUGCUGGCGAAAAGGGCCCUCCGCUGCAGGCGACUAAAGAACAAAUCUACAUGAUGGGUAUAUGGCUUACUCUUCCAUGCUCACCUGAUGUUUUGAAAGAGGAAACGCAAAUCACUAUUCUAAUUAGACUGGCUUUUCCACAGCUAUGCAUAGGGCAUGCCUUUUUAUUUUUGACAUAAUUUUCACCAUCCACAGGACUCUUCGUGCUCAUUACUUUUAGCAUGAAUCCCACAGGGCCACGGAACGUGCAGAGAGUAAGCCUUCGGACUGCCGUCUUUGUACACGUCGACAAAUGCGAUUAUUACGUGGGCUGUUGUAUUCCAUUUAAAUUGUACGUUGGGAUAGUACGCCCCAUUUGAUAGUGUCAAUAAUAUCUCAACCGACAAUAUGCUGCUUGCCUCUAAAAACAAAGGACCGUGACUGAGGAAGACCCAUAUAUAUAUGACUAUUUUAUUAUGAUUAUGUUCAUCUCUUUGUUUCGUGAAUUAAUUAUAGCAAAGCUUCACCUGCCAGUGGAUGUGUAGACUGUACUUUAAUUGGGUGGAAUGUAUUCGGUGUGAGAUGCCUUAAAGAGAGCUGUUAUAAUAAGGGACGUUCGAUAUUGGGUCAGAAAUGUUGACAUUUGAAAUGUGGUGACAUUUGCUUGGGUUGCUUGGCCUAUCUAUAAGUUGGGCGUUUGUAUUACGUGAGUUUCGUUUUUUAUUUUUAUAUUCACAAUGGAAAGAGUAGGGAAUCUAAAGCUGAUAGAGCAGGCAAGGGUGUUGUUAAUUGGUUGCCUUUCCAGCGAGAGAGGUGGCUUGCACCGGGAAGUCUUUUUUAUGGUGGCUGAUUUGACCGGCGAUUCAACGUUCAAGUGCGAGUGGUGAAUCGCAAGAAGACCGAAGCACCGUACGUUUGCCACUGAUACGGUGCAGUGGGGGGGGGGGGGGGGGAUGCCUGUUGCUUAUUUUGCGAGUUGAACGGAUGUGUUUGUCGUCUCGGAUGGCAACAACAGCCACUCCCCUGGCAGUGACGAGGUCAACUCCAUUGGUCGUGCCACAACAGAGCCAAGUGGAAUGUAGCAAAAUGGUGAAAUGUACAAUUAUUUAGUACCACACUUUAUCCAUGCCUUUAUACUUUCUGUACAUUUUUUUUACUGUGACAUUUUAUGUGAUGAUGUUUUUUGUUUGCGGUUCAUUGCGGUGAUUAUUUUUACUUUACUGUGUGUGUGUGCGCGCGCGCGUGCGUGUGUUGUUUUUUUACUAAGAUACGUUUGUGUUAAGCACCCAAAGCUUGCUUUGGUCGAGCUUAUUUAUUACAUUUCUUUGUCAGACUUUGUUUAAUCCAUCCUGAUUAAUCCACAUGAGCCUGCAGAGUUUUUUUUCAAAGCAAAGCACAGGUCCCUUGUCUCUGCAACCCCUGGUGAAUUUCUUGGUUCAUCCGUGUUCAAACCUGUGUUUGAAUGGACUCGGGUGGAGCGGGCUCAGUGAACUAUCACAGCACACACAUCAGUGUCAUUGAAAUUUCACCAAGUGAUUGUUGUCAAAGCUGCAAAUGUAGUGCGCACAUUUGAACCGAUAUCACACUCAAAAGCGAUUAAAAUCAAAAAGCUUGCAGGUCCAUAUUAUAUGACGGCUAAGUCGUCAUAGCAAGUUUUAGUCCAUGGAGUUUUCCACAUACUGGGUUCACCUAAUUUAGAGGCCAGGCAAUUUACCGACUGUUAUAUUCUAGCAGAAAUUGAGAGGACCAGGUUAAUUAUCAUUUUGCCAACAGGUGUGAUGCUGUACGUAUGUUGAACUUCUUUGUCACCGUGUGUGUAUCGAACCGUUGGAAUCGGAGGUGCGGGUGGGAUACUUCUAAAACUGUUUUGGAAAUUCACCAGAAUCCAGAUGUCGAUGCAGAAAUAUCACCUUUCAUGGGCCCUCGUGGGUCACGUUUGUAAAGAUUUUUUAUAAUUUGCAUCGGGACAGGAGUGGUUAGAGAUCGAAAACAGAGUUGCCAACGUUCAUAAGUAUACUUUCUUGAAGAAGUCAUUUUCGAUCCGGGUCUGUUUAUCUUGCAACUUGUAUAAAAUAAAGUAUCAGUGCAGUGGCUGCAGCUCUGUACAUUCGUUUACACAACAGUUCUUGUCUUUGCAUUAACGUUGGUCUCUUUUCAUGAGCCGUAGUCUGAAAUGCCACAUCCGCAUUUCUGACAACAUUCGUUCUCGUCUUGUUCGAAUUAUGAAAAACAGUUUGGAAGUUUAGAGACGUCAAACCUUUACGGCUGGCGGCCGCUGCAAAAUUGAGCGGUACUUUGGCCUCAGUUGCAUGCCACUUCUUAAACAGAUCUCGUUGAAUAAACUGUCGGUUAAAUAAACUAUUCGCCACAUUACACCUUUGGCAAUUCAACACAACGGUUGUGUAACUCGGUAGUGGGGGGUGGAGCGAGGACCCCUUAACCAGAUGAGCUGCGUUGAGCCAAACACCGUUAUAAAGUGGUGUUACCAACAUACCCUGCUUGUUUAUUUGCGAGUAUCGCAAGCAUGCACAAACGUUAACUACAUAAAACCUGUGAAUUUACUCCUUUUGUGAAUUAAGAAUGCUGUGAUGUGUAAGUGUGUUUCUUUGGAACUCUGCUUCUCAGACUCCCCACUUUGUUGUUGAAGUUUACAUUUCAAAUGCGACCCUGUGUGGUUCUGUAGCGCGUCACAAAGUAAGCUUUUUUACAACCAAAUGUUGUCCCUUCUGCUUUAAAUGUGAAGGUGUGCACCAUCCGUACGAAACGUAUCGCCGUGGUGGUGAGAUGUUAAUUACCUCGCCUGGUAUAAAGGAGCUCGUGGAUUCUAUCCCGACCCUGACGCCCGCUGCUGUAUAUUUGGAGUCUGCGUGUCUCUCCCCGUGGUCGCGUGGGUUUUCCCCCGAGUCCUCCGGCUUUUCCCCUCCACAUUUAGAAUCAACAUCACGUGUUUUAGAGACUUUGGCUACUAUCAAUUUCCACACGACAAGCCACUUUGUAGAGCCAUUUGUGAUAGCCUGGUCGCUUAUGAAAUCGAGCUAUUUCGAUUAGCGGGACAUACGUGAUAAUUUUAUUUUUUAAACAUCACUUCCCAGUUCACUUUGAGCAAUUGCUUAACGUUAAGUGAAAUAUUAUCGAGGCUACAUUGUUACUUGGGGUCGUUUUCAUUUUUUACAAUUUAGCAUGUGCUACCGAAGAGUCCUCGUAAUUUCAAAAUGCGUGAUAUUUUUUUAUUUUACAAUGUCACAUCUGUGCAGAGUUUUGCAGAUGUUAGUAUCAUUUGCAAUGCGUAACGAUUUUAAAUAACCAUCGGAAACAUUGUGACGUGACCUGAUGCAACUCGACAUCACUGUUUGGUGGGGAAAAGCUGAAAUAGUGAAGUCUCACGUUUGCGUUGUCAUACGCUCGGAUGAACCAGACUACCAUCCCCCCCCCAAAAUUAACUCAAAUGUUUUAUCUAGGGAGGUUCUUAUUUUCAGAUUUUACAGAUUAAUCGGACAAUUGGGAACACGUGUCUAACCAUGUGGUGAUGCUGAAUGUAAACUACAAACUAAACUAUUUUAUUUUGCCAGGCAAGUUUCACUGAGCUCUGUAGCUCUUUUGUCAGAAGCGACCUGGCCACAAAUGACAGCUCAACGAAGCGGCUCGUCACAUGGAAAUGUACAGCAGCCGAAUACUCUAAACGCGUGACGUUGAUUCUAAAUGUGGAGGGGAAAACCGGAGGACCUGGAGAAAAGUCCACGCGGGCACGGGGAGAACACGCAAAUGCCAAAUAUACAGCUGGCGUCUGGGUCGGGAUUGAACCCACGACCUCCUGCAUACCUAGCGAGGCAGUUAACAUCUCACCUCCGUGGCGUCACAAUGAGCGAAUUCGCACAAUUUGUAAACGAUACCAAUCCGUGGCUUCUUCAUCUAUCCAGGAUGAGGGGGUGGUGGGCCGCUUGGGUUAUGACAAUUGGCAGAACAGCAGGGCGCAGGAUGUUGUUUCACGGUAUUGUAAAACAGGACUACAUUUUGGGACAUGGAUCAACCUUUUGUGUCCUUACACUAAAAGUAUAUACAAGUAAAUGGGAUGUGUAAGUCGAGUCAUGUCCUUGUAGUAUAAAAAAAAUGGGUGUAAAAUCACGUACACUUUCACACGGGAAAAUUGAUUGGCCAAGCUGGAACUGUGACCGCUCUUGCGUCAAACUUCCAUCGUCGCGUCAAAACGAUUGCCUCGUUUUGGCCCGUCGUUUGACAUCCGUCACGCACCGAAAUGACAAGCGGUGGCAAGUGACUCCGGCUAA
Lethenteron reissneri (Far Eastern brook lamprey) is the source of this 6516-nucleotide messenger RNA. Its product is annotated as transcription factor E2F4-like. Gene Ontology annotation, molecular function: protein dimerization activity; RNA polymerase II cis-regulatory region sequence-specific DNA binding; DNA-binding transcription factor activity, RNA polymerase II-specific. The record is from RefSeq and is a predicted model, not a curated record. Gene Ontology annotation, cellular component: RNA polymerase II transcription regulator complex. Gene Ontology annotation, biological process: regulation of transcription by RNA polymerase II. Lineage: Eukaryota; Metazoa; Chordata; Hyperoartia; Petromyzontiformes; Petromyzontidae.